This is a messenger RNA of Rana temporaria (common frog), 2056 nucleotides long. It is a transcript of the gene PRIM1, whose product is annotated as DNA primase subunit 1. The transcript is spliced from 13 exons. Lineage: Eukaryota; Metazoa; Chordata; Amphibia; Anura; Ranidae. Bases 186 to 1436 code for a protein of 416 amino acids. The record is from RefSeq and is a predicted model, not a curated record. Gene Ontology annotation, biological process: DNA replication, synthesis of primer. Gene Ontology annotation, cellular component: alpha DNA polymerase:primase complex.
CCGGUGGCGACGGAACGUCAUUUCCGUUACCAAUUCUGACUGGUCGCCGAAUCUGACGAAAAAACGGCGCACUGGUCGCUAUGAUUAUGACGUAGUACUGGGAGAGCGGUGUUGGGAUUGGCUCUCCUUUUCCCGCGCACUUUGUGUUGUUGCUGUCAGUCUCCCGGAUCGCGCCGUGUCUCCUUAUGGAUCUUUCCGUGUAUGACUCCGCCAGCCUUCCGGACCUGCUGCCGCUCUACUACCGGAGGCUCUUCCCCUUCUUCCAGUACUUCAGAUGGCUCAACUACGGGGGCGUUGUGAAAAACUACUUUCAGCACCGGGAGUUCAGUUUCACCCUGAAAGAUGACAUAUAUGUACGAUAUCAGUCUUUCAACAACCAGAGUGAGCUGGAGAAGGAAAUGCAGAAGAUGAAUCCAUACAAAAUAGAUAUUGGAGCAGUAUAUUCGCACAGGCCCAGCUUGCACAAUUCAGUAAAAUCGGGCACAUUUCAAGCACAAGAGAAGGAGUUGGUGUUUGAUAUUGAUAUGACAGAUUAUGAUGAUGUUCGGAGAUGCUGCAGUUCCGCAGAUAUAUGCAACAAGUGCUGGACUCUAAUGACCAUCGCCAUGCGAAUACUGGAUAGAGCUCUAGCAGAUGACUUUGGGUUCCAGCAUCGAUUGUGGGUUUAUUCAGGCAGGAGAGGCGUCCAUUGCUGGGUGUGUGAUGAGUCUGCCAGGAAGCUCUCCCAAGCUGAAAGAUCUGCUGUAGCAGAGUAUUUAAGUUUGGUGAAGGGAGGGGUAGAGGCCAUAAAGAAAGUCCAGCUCUCCGAUCCCAUUCACCCAUUUAUAAGGAAAUCCAUCAUGGUGGUGGAGAAAUAUUUUGAACAAUAUGCUUUGGUGGGUCAAGACAUUCUGGAGAAUAAGCAGAACUGGGAAAAGGUGUUGGCACUUGUUCCAGAAGCAGUCCGAGAGGCUUUGCAGAAAGAUUUCCAGAAAGCACGUACUUCAGUUGAGCGAUGGGAGAAGCUAAAGAAAAGUUUAAACUCAAUGGAUCCUAAGCAAAGAUAUGCUUCGAAGGAAGUUAUGUUACAGUACUGCUAUCCUCGAUUGGAUGUAAAUGUCAGCAAAGGUGUUAAUCACUUAUUAAAGAGCCCUUUCAGCGUUCACCCUAAAACAGGAAGAAUUUCUGUACCAAUAGAUUUCAAGAAGCUGGAACAGUUUGAUCCAUUUGCAGUUCCAACAAUAAGCUUCCUAUGCAGUGAGUUGGACAAUGUGAAUGUAAAAGAGGAUCAUGAAAAACCUGAUGAUGAAGACCCAGAAGUUAAACGCAAAACAAGAGAUUAUAAAAGAACAAGUCUUGCUCCAUAUGUGAAGGUGUUUGAACAGUUUCUUGAUAAACUCGAUCAGUCACGAAAAGGUGAACUACUGCUGAAAAGCGAUCUGAAGCGGGAGUUUUAAAGUUUUCUGCCAUUUAUCAGGGGCUUUACAGCAACAUAAUAAUCUUUGUGUAUUGGACUUCUUUUAAUAGGAGAAUGAGGAGUUCAUUAACCCAUAUCAAGUAGAUUAGUUAAUGGUGCAAUAACUCAUUGCUUCGGGUUACUGCAUUUUAGAAGUCUACUUGACUCUCCAAGGAUCUUUCCAAAGAUACAUCUGUACGUUUUUGUAAGUACUCUGAGCCACAUACAGGAGAUGAUUAGUUUUAUUUCUGACACCUUUUUUUUUGCCCCAGAGAUAUGACUGCCAGAGCUGCCCAGAUGCACUCGACUUUCUGAAAGUAUGUAUGCCUGGGCAAUUAAAUUUUGUAGGUGUAAGCGCCUGAAAAAUAUUUUCAAAUGACUGGAUUGUGCCUGCACAUCUUUAGUGUCAACAGCCAAGCAUUGGAGUUUUCUGUCUGAAAUUUUAAAUAUAAAAAAUUGUUUCAUAUCUGAUUGAUCCAUCGCUGCUGAACAACUGUCCAGGAGGAAUACAAUAUACUUUUGAAAUUACUUUUGUACCCUGUAAAAUAAACUUUCUGUCAAGUUGUAUGUUUUAUAAAUAAAUUAUCAUAUAGUUUGGUACAUAUGUGCUAAUUACAUGUA